CACCAAUCACCAACCAUCUUCACUCACUUCAUCUCUCCUACUCACACAAUAUUUUGACCGUUGUUGUUUUCUUCAACGUCUCUCUCCUUCUUCACGCUCCGCAUCUUCUUCUUCUGUAACAACACCUGAAAGUUCUCCAACAACAAUUUACAUACAAGUCUUGAGCUUUGGAAUUGUAGCUAAGACUGUAAACAGAAACAGAGAGAGAUGGGAUGUUCUAAUUCAAAGCUAGGUGACGAUGAAGCUGUUCAGAUCUGCAGAGACAGGAAGCGUUUCAUCAAACAAGCAGUGGAACACAGGACAAGCUUUGCUUCUUCCCACAUUGCUUACAUCCAGUCUCUAAGAAAAGUUUCAGACGCUCUACGCGAAUACAUUGAAGGAGACGAGCCACACGAGUUUGUUACUCCAGUGAAGAUAAUGAGCAGCACCUCAGAGGGCUUCAUCGAGUCAAAACUGGAAGUCAGUUACUUGAUGGCUAGUGAAACCAGACCGGUUCAAGUUGAAGAAAAGCCUCCUACAUCACCUGAGACUUACCAUGUCGAGAGUUAUGGAGCAGAUAGUUUCUUUGGGAUGAACAUGAACAACAGUCCUAACAUACCACCUCCUUCGCCGCAGAACUCUCAGUGGGACUUCUUUUGGAACCCAUUCUCUUCGUUGGACUAUUACGGAUACAACUAUGAUAACCAAAGAGGUGUGGAGGAUGAGGUGAGGCGAGUUCGUGAGGAAGAAGGGAUCCCUGAUCUUGAAGAAGAAGAAGAUGAAUCUCUUCAUACCCUGAUGGAAGCAACAGAAGAAGACUGUAAGACGGAUCAAGAAGUCAAAGUCAGGGAGGUUGAAACUCAAGAACAAGAACAAGGAGACAGCAAUGUGGUUAGUACAACAGAUGAUGAUGCAAAAGGAGAAGGCUUCACUGUGUACUUGACUCGUAGGCCAACGAGCAUGGGGGAAGUGAUUAAAGAUCUUGAAGAUCAGUUUGAGAUCAUAUGUAGUGCUGCUAAUGAAGUUUCGGGUUUGUUGGAAGCUAGUCGAGCUCAAUACAUAUCUUCUAAUACUGAACUCAGCGCCAUGAAAAUGCUGAAUCCAGUAGCUUUGUUCUCAUCGAGAUCUUAUUCCUCCACCUCCUCAUCAAGAUUCUUGAUCAGCUCUGAAAGCAGCAGCAGUGAGUUUUCAGAAGAGUCUUGUAUGCUUUCUGGUAGCCAUCAAUCAACACUGGACCGUCUAUACGCUUGGGAGAAGAAACUCUAUGAUGAAGUUAAGUCUGGAGAACGUGUAAGGAUUGCAUAUGAGAAGAAAUGUUUGGCGCUAAGGAACCAUGAUGUGAAAGGAGACAGCUCUUCUGCGGUUGACAAGACAAGAGCUACAAUGAGAGACUUGCAUACUCAGAUGAUGGUCUCGAUACACUCCAUUGAGUCUAUCUCCGAAAGGAUUGAGACUCUAAGAGACCAAGAACUGCUUCCUCAGCUUCUUGAGCUUCUUCAAGGGUUAGCUCGGAUGUGGAAAGUGAUGGCAGAGUGUCACCAGAUACAGAAGCGGACGUUGGACGAAGCCAAGCUGUUACUUGCUGCAACCACGCUCAAGAAGAGACAACAGAGUUCAUUACCGGAGAUCAACACUCAGAGACUAGCUCGGUCUGCUUUAAACCUAGUGGCUCAGCUAAGAAACUGGAGAGUUUGCUUCCAAGCGUGGAUCGCUUCCCAGAGAUCGUACGUGUUGUCUUUAACCGGUUGGUUGCUCAGAUGUUUCAGAUGCGACCCUGACCCAGAGAAAGUCAGACUAACAACUAGUCCUCAUUUGAUCUAUGAAGUCUGCAUUGGAUGGUCAAGGCUGCUCAACGGGAUGAACGAGAAGCAUGUGGUGGAUAAACUCGAUUUCUUUGCAUGUGGGAUGGGUUCUAUCUUUGCUAGGCAGCUUAGAGAAGAAGAUCAGUCUCAGGGAAGAGAUGGUUCGAGGAGCAUGGAGCUUGUUGAAGCUGACAAGGUGGUGGAAGAGGAGAUGAUGAAUGCUGAGAAACUGGCUGAGAUUGCAGUGAAAGUACUCUGCCAUGGAAUGUCUGUUGCAGUGAGCUCACUCUCUGAGUUUGCCAUCAGCUCAGCUGAUGAACACAAAAAGCUCGUUAGCCAUCCAGAGGACGCUACAUCAGAGAAACAUCAGGAGCACACGGAGGUGUAAAUUGUUUUUUUUUUCUUUUGGUUUUCUUGUUCAUUUCAUUUAUUUGGUUUUGUUCUUUAGGUUAGGUUAGAAGUUUAUGAUCUUAUUAGGUUAGUUAUCCAGCUGCAUGUUUUUGCUAUCAAAAGAUGGAUGGAGAUGUAUUAAUCUUUUUAUUAUUUAUUCAAUAGAGCUAAUAUGCGAGGU
Molecule: messenger RNA, 2352 nt
Organism: Raphanus sativus (radish)
Lineage: Eukaryota; Viridiplantae; Streptophyta; Magnoliopsida; Brassicales; Brassicaceae
Product: protein ALTERED PHOSPHATE STARVATION RESPONSE 1-like
Exons: 5
Coding region: 208-2169 (653 amino acids)
Source: RefSeq, a predicted model, not a curated record